AUGGGGCUACACAAAACCACUGCUGGCAACUUUUUGGAAAGCUGUUGCCUAACAAAAACAUUGACUGGCCAUAGUCAGAGGCACCCAUUUGUGCUUAAAAAACUAAGACUUAUAAGAAUACUGGGUCUUUUCAUAAGUAUAACAGCCAUUAGCUUAUUGUCCAUUACAGUUAGUGCCUUUUUUAAGAUAGAACCAAACAAUAAUGAAAAGACGACUGCUGCAGAAAGCCAAUCUAUUCUUCACAGACAUCAAAGAACUCUGAUGGACAUCACAGAGCAAAACCAAAAUGAUACUCCAGGUUCAACUAUUUCUAUGAAAUACAAAAAUAAGGACAAUACUACAGCAAUCAAUCGUUCAAAGGGGGAUUACCCUGAAGACAUUUUUAGUCUGGAAGACAGAAGACGAGGUGCAGUGGUGCUCCACGUAUUUGGGAUGAUUUACAUGUUCAUAGCAUUAGCUGUAGUGUGUGAUGAGUUCUUUGUCCCCUCACUAACAGUUAUCACAGAAAAACUGGCUAUUUCUGAUGAUGUCGCCGGUGCAACAUUCAUGGCGGCCGGUGGCUCUGCCCCAGAACUUUUCACUUCACUAAUUGGAGUAUUUAUAUCACAUAGCAAUGUUGGAAUUGGCACUAUAGUUGGAUCAGCAGUAUUCAAUAUUCUUUUUGUGAUUGGUAUGUGUGCUAUGUUCUCCAAAGAGGUCCUAAACCUAACCUGGUGGCCACUCUUUCGGGAUGUAUCAUUUUAUAUUGUGGGCCUAUCUAUGCUUAUAACAUUUUUUUUAGACAAUUUCAUCAAGUGGUGGGAAAGCUUGAUGCUCUUGAUAGCGUACUUAACUUAUGUCACCUUCAUGAAGUUCAACGUUCAAGUGGAAGGUUUUGUGAAGAGGACAAUUAACAGAAACAAAGUUGUAAAGGUAUCAUCAUCCAAUGUUGACGGAAAGCAAUCCACAUCCCGGGAUAAAGAUCAACAGGCAUUACCAACAAAACCACGCCUCCAGCGAGGUGGCAGUUCCGCGUCACUGCAUAAUAGCCUAAUGAGGAACAGCAUCUUCCAGCUAAUGAUACACACACUAGAUCCUCUUUCUGAAGAGCUUGGAUCAUAUGGAAAACUAAAAUAUUAUGACUCUAUGACUGAAGAAGGCAAAUUCAGAGAGAAAGCCUCAAUUCUUCAUAAAAUGGCAAAAAAGAAAUGCCAAGUGGACGACAGUGAAAGAUUUAAUGGAGCUGCUAGCUAUGUUGAAAAAGUUGAUCUUCCCAAUACUGCUAAUGUUGAGGUUGAAGUAACACCACCCAAGGAAUCUACUGGUCCAGUUCAAAAUGGAAAUGUCUCUCAUACAAUUGAAGCUGCAGACUCACAGGUCCCAGCUGGAGAUCUUGAUGAUGAAGAGGACCAUCCUCUCAGUUUAGCCUGGCCUACCAACAGUCGCAAGAGGGCUGUGUAUCUAGCUGUGCUACCUAUCAUAUUUCCCUUAUGGAUCACAUUACCUGAUGUCCGCAGUCCAAAAUCUAGAAAAUUUUUCCCUAUAACAUUUUUUGGAUCGAUUUCUUGGAUUGCAGUAUUUUCUUAUUUAAUGGUCUGGUGGGCCCAUCAGGUGGGAGAGACUAUUGGUAUUACUGAAGAAAUUAUGGGGCUCACAAUAUUAGCUGCUGGCACCUCUAUACCUGACCUUAUAACUAGCGUUAUUGUUGCACGAAAAGGGCUAGGGGAUAUGGCCGUAUCUAGCUCUGUAGGAAGCAACAUAUUUGACAUCACAGUUGGCCUUCCAAUGCCAUGGCUCCUUUAUUCUCUCUUUCACCAAAUGACACCUGUAGCAGUCAGUAGCAAUGGCUUGUUCUGUGCUAUUGUGUUACUCUUCAUAAUGCUGCUCUUUGUUAUCCUGUCCAUCGCUUUAUGUAAGUGGAAGAUGAACAAGAUUUUGGGAUGUACUAUGUUUGCUCUCUAUAUUGUAUUCCUGGUUAUCAGCGUUCUUCUGGAAGACCGUGUUAUCAUGUGCCCUAUAUCUAUCUAGACAGAAAAAAAGUUUGAUCAUUGUGGACCCAGGGCUUGUGAAGUUAAGGUGCUUAAAGCCAGCUAGUCUCAUUAAAAACCAAAAGAUUAGCCGAGCGAUACCAACUUGUAACACAACGGAUGUAAGACCAUUUGGUUGCUCUUUAACUGAAGAUUGUAGAAGUUAUACAAACUAUUAUCAGAUAUUUUCUUAUGCAUGUUGUGUUCUAUUUCUCUCUAAAUAUAUAUUCUAUUAAAAAAUGUAUACAGGGUAUAUUUAACAAAAGAGAGACAUUAGAUAGAAUGGAACCUUCUUGCAAAAGCUGACAUAAGCGCUUUGGGAUUCCUAUGUGUCUUUUAUGCCUGAAUAGAUUUAACUCACUUACCUGGGACAGUAGUAUUUCAACACUUCAAUGUCUACAGUAGUCAAUCUAGUAUGGAGGAAUCGCUUUCAUAUUUGGAACAUUGCACAGUUGUCUCUGUAGUAUAGGAAAUAAAGAUACAUUGGGUAAAAUGAAAGUGAAAUAUGCAGUGUAAGUGCAAAGAGAAGAUAUAUGAUACAUUCAUGGACGGCAGUAUUGUAGAAUUGUUAUAUGGCAGAACAAAUACAAAUAAUUGUCUAAAUCCACAAGAUAUAAUAAUCAAAUUUGUUGAUGAAUGAACAAGAUACAAAAAUACACCUGCAAAUAUAACAUGAACUCAGAAUUACUGUGGUUUUUGAUAUAGCAUUAUUAGCAACAUUAUCACAUCAAAUUCACAGUAAACAUUUCUGUGUUGAGUGCAAGACACUAAGAGAAACCAGUUCAGUGUCAUAACACCAAGAGACAAUGGUUUGUUUUUUUGUUUGCAUUCCAUCUAGUUUCCUGUUAACUUAUGAGAUCAUUUACAAUAACUCCCAUAGCUGUAUAUACAAGUGACUUUAAAUAUGUAACAGUAGUAUGCACAUUAUAAGAGUUCAGUAGACCGUGACAAUGUAUGAAAAUAACCUUAUAGAGGUCAAAAUGUAACCCACGGUAUGUGUAGAUAAAAUGUUGAACAUCUUCAAUAUAUUAUAGGAAAAUAAGCCAAGUAUAGAAGAUGUAUGUGUAUUCCAUAGAUGGGCUUAUAGUUUGUAACUAACUGCAAUACAAACUGAAUAUGUAGUGCACAGUAUAUUGGCUAUACAAUUGACCAGUGGUUCUACAACAUUUUUGAUGGCAGAGACCAGCUAGCUAUUUUAUUUCACCAACAUGGGUCUUUUUUGAAUAAUCAAACUAUUUUUUCAGGAUUUUUAUUUCUUUUCACACCUUUUAAAUACAUCUUUAUGACAACAGGUGGAUACAUAGAAAUGAUACAUUACCUAGAAAAUAUUUUACAUAACCAUCUUGGUUAUUGGUUUAUUAUAUAAGUUAUGAUCUGAUAUCUUUACUUUGAAUAAUAUUUGUACAUUUAAAUUAAAAAUAAAGUUUUACAAUACCACUUA
This is a messenger RNA of Bombina bombina (fire-bellied toad), 3447 nucleotides long. RefSeq names its product solute carrier family 24 member 2 (gene SLC24A2). The transcript has 12 exons. NCBI's taxonomy places the organism in Eukaryota, Metazoa, Chordata, Amphibia, Anura, Bombinatoridae. Gene Ontology annotation, cellular component: membrane. Gene Ontology annotation, biological process: calcium ion transmembrane transport; long-term synaptic potentiation; long-term synaptic depression. The coding region runs from base 1 to 2007 and encodes 668 amino acids. The record is from RefSeq and is a predicted model, not a curated record. Gene Ontology annotation, molecular function: calcium, potassium:sodium antiporter activity; calcium channel activity.